AUCUCAAACUACUGAACUUCCCAUAUUUACAAAUGACAGUCCGCCAGAGAACUAUAAUGCUCCAAUUCUUCAACGAGGGUGGCGGUAGUAGAUAACGACUUCGAUAGUAUACAUCAUUAUGGAGACCCACCCAUCACAUCUCAAACUUAGGCCUCGUCAAGAGGCGUGUCAAAGGAUGCACCGAAAGUAAACAAAGGCCCACAGAACAGCACUUAUACCUACCUACUGGCCGGAAUGACCCAAGCAACUGCACGUUAAAGGCCAAAGAUUCUCAUUACAUUCAGAUUCCCAAAAUAAGGCUGCUGGAUGCAGCUUGGAAACGAUAAGAUGAGGAUACCCCAUCGACGCAGUGCCCCUUGGCGGUCAUCUCACGCUCCACCAUGGGACAAGAAACGACAGGUGUUGGGUGAAGAAGAGUUGCUUGGCAAUGCAACGACGACGACAAUUGAUGGCGAAGAGGCGAAUAUUGUGCAAAGCACAGAGACUCCUGGAGAGGUCGGGGGGAGUUUGGCCAAUACCAUCGUAGCGAGUGCGACUUCAACAAAAGAAGAGUCCGAGUCGUUGUCCUCAUCAAUGAUAAAUGGUGUUACCAGUAGAGUCAUUACUGCAGAUAGUGAGGCUACCAACCCCGUCAAUACUGCUGAAACAGCCCUUCACUCUUCAGCGAGUAGUGGUCGAUCAGGAUCCAGUGUAACCGCUACAACCAGCUCUAUAUCAUCAAGCAAAGGCGGCAGUAUCAUGGCCAAUCCUAGUGAUACCGGCAAUGAAAAAAGCAAUAGGUCAGCAUCAUCGUUAGCAUCUGCUGCAAUGAGCUCUAGGAGCGGAACAGUAACCUCAGCGGUUCCAGUGAUUAGCCUAGCGAGCGUUUUACACCCCAUUCAGGUGAACACCUUCCCGAGUGAUUUCCCGGUGGAGGCCCAGACCUCGGCUUUGGUGGCUUCAGCAGGACGGGGUUAUGUCUUUCUGCCCAAUGAUGCCCUUGCCGACAGUAUGCUGCUCUUUAUAACAUUCUUUUUCUCUUUUCUCAUCCUCACUAUACUCGCUAUCAAGUUCGAUAAAUGUCUGAACAGGAGGCGAGGAGGGGGUAAGGAAGAUCAGGUGAUUGGGGAGGAGAUGAGGUGGGCGGAAGGGAAGGAGGUAUUGGACAGCCAAAUUAUUUGGCAAGGGAGAAGGGGGGGCAGGGACGAAGUGGGAUAUGUGGGGGGAAAGAGAGAGAGGAGGGGGAGAGAGGAAUGGAUAGGAGGGAGAAGAGUUGAAACAGGACCGGCUUUCAGGGGGAGAGAGAUGAGAGGGAGCGGGUUGAAGAUCCAAGUUUAAAAAAAAAAAAUGCCGGAAAAGAGCUCGCUUGCUAUUUGGCCUUGCAGCUUAGAAAAAGGAAAUCUAGCUGACUGCGAAAGGUGGAACAAAGUCUCAGUGUCAUGCAGAAAGAGAUACAACUAUAAGUCCAUCCAAAGAGGGACAGGGCGAGGAACCGCAUCACUCGGUAUCUGAUUUGGCUCUAAACCUGGAAUUCCGCCUACUGCCCCCUAUUACACCAUUCUUGGGCUCACGUACUCCUUUAUUACCGCUGGCACUCGAAAUUGAAAGCUGACUCUCCCUUCUCUUUCCCAAACUUGGCCCCAAUCUUGAUUGGGGGAUACCCAAGUUUGAGUCUCCUCCAAUCGAGAGACCCAGGGCGGAGUCUUUUUUUGAGGAGAAAAUGCUACCUUUCCUACUGGGUCCUUUCUCUCUCUUCCUUGUGUCUCCUUCCCCUUCCUCUUCUGCGUCAGAUGUGGGAAUAGAGUCGUAAUUAUAAUGUUCCCCAGCUCUGAAACUAGAAUGACGAGAUCGACGGCCAAGACCAGCUACAGGAGGUGGGAUGGGAGAAGGUGUGCGGGAGAAGGGAACGGCUUCUGGAUCGCUCAUUGCUUUCUAGCGUGAGGUCAACGGGGACAUGUUAAAGGAGAGCUUACAGUAGCCCAAAUAGCAGACGCUAAGAUAAUCACCGUCCCCAAAGCUGAGAGGAAAGAAGGUAUUGUCCCCCAAAGCACAAACUCGAAUAAAAGGGAGAAGACGACUUGGAGAUAUAUGGCGAGACCUGCUCGACCGGCUUUCUCGCGUUGGAGGCCGAGGGUUAGGAAUGUUUGGGCUGCGAACCCGAAUAUCUAUUUAGGGAAAUCAAGCAUCAAGAAGGAGUGACUGGUCAGCUGGCUGAAAGAGGGAAGGGAAGGGAGGGGACGUACACCGAUGGUGACGAUGAAUAGAAGCUCGUGAAGGGAAGAGACCCAUACGAUAUGACCGGGCUUAAAUAGAAGCCAUCUGGAAGCCAUUGGUGAUAGUACAUGUGUAAGAAAACCUUUCUUCGUAACCACCAGCUAGGUUUGGUUUGGUGUGGGAUAGUAUACUUUGUACUUACAAGCCAUGGACGCAAAGAAAACAGCAACAAAAGCCCAUGUCACUGCUAUUGCUCUUUCGGUCGUAUCAUUUCCCUCUUGAUCCCCUUCCCCAGGGGGCAGGGGCAAGUCCAACCUCGUCCCUCCACCUUCUCCUGGUAAAGUGAUAUCUUCUCUUUUCCCUUCCCCGCCAAAGAUGAAUGGCGGACGGCUUACGAGCACGACGCCGACCAGACAGAAGAAGCCUGCCAGUAUUUCACGUUGUGAGAGUGUCUCGUGCAGGAACAAGAAACCUAAGAGGGCGGUGACGCUAGGUGCGAGGAAUUGGAUUGUGACAGAAUCGGAAAGGGUAAGGCCUCUGAGGCUUUGAUAGCUUGACAGAAGACCCAUGAAGCCGAAGAAACCGCGCAGGAUGAGGAUACCGCGUAUGCCCGGUGGGCCGAGGAGAGGGUUAGGGUCGCGCUUGAUAAGCCAGAGGGAUAGGACGCAGCAGAUGGCUGUGAUGCCCAUUCGGACAAAGAUCAAAGUUGUGGUGGAUAUUUGGGUAGCGGAGAGAAAGUACUUGACAGUGAGACCCAUGAGGACGAAGAAUAAUUCCGAGAUGGCUACGAAGACGAGGCCGACAUUUUGGGAGAUGAAGUAGAUAAGUCCAGGGGGGAGUUUUGCUGUUAGCCAGUCAUCGACAGAGCUUGAGAACAUUUGCAAUCGAACAGAAGCAUUAUUAUCAGGUGAUGGCCGACGAGUAAUAGCAGUUGGCGAAGCUGGACUUGAUGUGAAUGAGGUCAAUUUCCCUCUUUUUGGGGAGAGAGUGACUGGGGAUAAUGGGACAGGAGCCUGGGUCAGAGGCAUUUUGGGCGAGCGGGGCGACCGUGCAGACAUGACGAGGGAUUGGAAUUGUCCACAGGAUAGUCCUUUGAGGUUCUAUCUAAUCUAUUUGCAGGCUUGUAUGUAAACCGU
Messenger RNA from Cryptococcus deneoformans JEC21, 3329 nucleotides. RefSeq lists its product as hypothetical. NCBI's taxonomy places the organism in Eukaryota, Fungi, Basidiomycota, Tremellomycetes, Tremellales, Cryptococcaceae. The transcript is spliced from 9 exons. The record is from RefSeq and is a predicted model, not a curated record. The coding region runs from base 307 to 1317 and encodes 336 amino acids.